Messenger RNA from Lytechinus pictus (painted urchin), 5213 nucleotides. RefSeq names its product ciliary microtubule associated protein 1A-like. Gene Ontology annotation, cellular component: cytoskeleton. The transcript is spliced from 5 exons. Bases 485 to 1231 code for a protein of 248 amino acids. The record is from RefSeq and is a predicted model, not a curated record. Lineage: Eukaryota; Metazoa; Echinodermata; Echinoidea; Temnopleuroida; Toxopneustidae.
AUUCAUAUCUAGGUGUGUGCGGUAAAAGCUAACAACCUACUUGGCGUGAGGUUGUAUUGCCAAUUCAAGCUAUUGAAUAGAUGUUAUUAAUAUUACCCCCUGAAGGCUGAAAGGAAGGAAGAUAAUAGAUUGGCUGGUAAUGAAAAGAGCUUGAUCCGUUUCUGGGGUGACGAUGCAUGUAUGUACAUGUAACAGGUAGCUUGCUUCCCUCGUUGCUUGGUUACUCCUUUGGUUAUGAUUCUAUACCAGGUGGAUUGAAAUGUACACAGACGUCGUUUGUUCGUAGGUCCCAUUACAGUCAAUAUCGCGAUUCUAGCAAGGCAGUACUUUGACUUCGCUCAGAGUAAUUUCUUAUUCACAGACGUUUUCGUCAAGAAUUGAUUUUAAAUUGACAGACAACUUUUGAUGUUUGAACUUCCAUAGGAAGCAUACUGGAAUACAUUUCUGAUUUUUUAGGUAUAAGGUGAAACUGCUGUAGUGAGCAAUGUAUAGUCCUACUAAACCCCGUGGUCCUAUCGCAGCAUCCUUCACUGGUCCAGGACCCAGUUACAAACUUCCCGACCUUGUCGGAGGGAAGACCGCCAUCACCAAGAGACAGAUGCCAAGUCAUAUUUUCGGUAUAAAACACAGAUCAUUCACCACCGACUCCAGUCCAGGACCAUGCCACAAUUACCCUUCUAAAGUCACCAGGAGAGGAAAUGAUGGCACUCCACACUAUUCCCUGUAUGACCGUCCUAGGGACAUAUCUACAUUCAAGACACCAGGACCGGGAGCAUACUCACCUGAAAACGCUGGACCUACUUCGUACCCUCGUGCUCCUCAGUCUACCUUUGGUUCCAGAACAAAAGGAUCUAAGGUCGACCAGUCACCAGCACCCAAUAGUUACAUGCCAGCCGCAGUCAAUUUUAAAGACUCGAUUACAAAGCCCUCCGCACCUAGGUUUUCAUUUAGGGACCGCCCUAAGGUUGGAAGCUUUGCUGAAGAUAUGGCCAAGACCCCAGGACCUGGAUCGCAUAGUAUUGUAAACCCAUCCAUCUACAAGCAUGCACCCCCUAGCUAUUCAAUGAUUGGAAGAAACCAAAUGCCAAGUGAUAAUACACGUAAACCAGGACCCGGAGCACACAGUCCAGAGAAGUACACAAUCACAAAGAAAUCUGCUCCAAAAUUCCCAUUUGGUAUUCGUCACUCUGAGUAUACUACACCCCUCAUUAUUCAGCAGACCUCAGAAUAAAAUGUACAUGUGUGACAUUUUUAUUUGAUACCGGUAUGUUGAGCUCUGCCAUAUUAUAUGGAGUGUAUGUAUGCAGUAGAGGGCAUCUUGGAUAAAAACAUGGAUCCCUUUCUGCCAAUCAAAACAUGCAGAUCAGGCUCAACAUGUUGUCACAGUAGCAGCAACAACAAUUUUCAGAUUGUGGUGACAGCUACAUUUAGUAUUCACAACAUGUUCCACAGAGUUUGAGAGUUAUGCACUGCAUUUAUUAUAAUGACUUGAUGAGAUGAUGUGUAACAACAGAGAUGCAUAUGUAUGGAAUGUUCAUGAAAACUAAUAUUGAAUCAACUUUGAUUUUAUUCUGUAUAUAAAGAAGAGAAUUUUGCAAUGUAUAUUAAAGAUGUAUUCAUAUUUUCAAUGCUGUUUCUGUGCACUUCUCUAAAACAAGCCACUGCAGUUGAAUGUAAACUAUUAAAAUUUCUUUAGUGUACAACUACACAUUCACAUCUAGAUCAUGGACAGUUAAUUGCAUUUAGUUUUUCACCAAAUAUUUGUAAGUAUUAUCUGUAACACGCUGAAUUGAUGUGUGAUACACGAUGUGUUCUGUUAUUUCUACUUAUCAGCCUUUUGAAGUAAACAGGAAUCUCCUCCUGAUAGUUAAUAUUCUUAUUUUUUAUUUGUUGGAGAUGUUACAUGUAGCUUAAUGUAUAUUUAUGAAAGUGAUUGUGUGGCAUGUAUGUUAAGAUCUCCAAUAUUAUGAUUUAGAUUUAGAAGGGGAAAAUUAAAGUACUGUUUCUCGAGCAGGACCGACCAACUGGUGCUUUUUUCAUGAGCAUUUUAUGCGUAGAGCUCUGUUUGUGUUUGAGCUAUUGGCCCGUAUUCUGAAGUCAGGCAGAUCUGUCAGGUUCAACUUAGACCAUGGUCUAACUCUGUGCUAAAAUUAUGGGAAGCCAAAAGUGUCAACAUUUUUAUUAAGUUGUAUGUUUUUUAUGUUUACUGUGCUCUUUCCUGAUUCAUCGAUGGUGAAGACAAUCAUCUAUUUAUACUUCUUAGACAAUUAUGAAUGAUUUGAGAGCCAAAUGAGCUGAAAUAUGAUAUCUCUACUGUAUUGAUUCAUGUAACAAUUGGCUAUCCAUACUUAAACCACAACUUUAAACCUGAGUUUAACUUAAACCCGACUUCAGAAUACGGGCCAUUGAAUUUUCCAUGCGUUAUUAAUUUUGUACCAAGAAGAGUCUUUGUUUUACUGCUCAUUCAUUUCAUCUAGAUCUAGGUAAAUAACUGUUUGCUUCCAAAAUAAUAUGUGUACAGUACAUGAAUGUAACAAUGUGCAGUUAUCAUUAUGCAAAGAUUGGGGAAUAACACAUCUGUGUGGUUUCAUCAAAGAAUAAAAAAAUUGAAAGUUGAAUUAAAUGUUUUAAUCAUAGUUUCAUUGAAGCGAUUUGCCUCUUUCAUGCCAUGUAGGAUAUCAUUCUAUGCAAGUUGAAAUCCGCCCAUAUUGUGUAGGUAAAUGUUUGUGUUGACGUGCCUGAACUGAAGUCUUUUUCUGUAUUGCUUGUGAUUAAUAUUACUGUACUUCCAAUGAUAGAGACAUGACAUUAUAAAGCUUGUAUGCAUAUCAGUAAUACACUCAUUUUAUUUUCUAUAUUAAUUUUAUAUCAUAACAGGCAUCAUUUCAAAGACGAUAACUAGUCAAGAUAACUCAUAUGAAAUAUUCCUCGUUAGAACUACAAGAAUGGGAAUAUUUUAUUUAAAAGCAUGGGACAAUAACAUGAAACCUGAAAAACACAAUUAUGAAAACAUAAUUUUUUGCCAUUGUUGGUUUUCCAUACAUUUAUAGCACAAAGGAAAAUUACAAAUCAUGCAGUAUUCAGAAUAAGUAUUUAAGAUUGUGGUGUUGUAACUUGUAAGCAAUGAAAUUAUAUGAAGAAAGUUCCCUGUUUAGGUUGAUCAGGAUGGUCAUAAGAGUGAAAUUAUGCAAGAUUUUUGUCAAAAAAAAAAAUCAAUAUUCUAUGUUUUACAGUGCUUGAUGAUGGGUCUAAUUUACAACAGUUUACUCCAAUGCAUGCUCAUGUGAGCUCUUUGUGUGUAGAAGAGAAUAUUUUUAAUGAACUUCAAAUUCUAAUAAUGUUUGCAAAAUGUUUUACAAGUUUCUUCAAUUUCUUCAUGGAAACUAAAUUUAGUGUUCACAAUUCAGUUUAAGAGUGUUUCUAUAGCUGGCUUUGGAAAAGCUUGAAAACUGAAGUGAAAAUUUGUGGUUACCUUGACAUUAUGCAACCAAAAGUAUUGAGCCUCUCCUCAAUUGAAUACUAUGCAUAUACCGUAAUUGAAUAGACAAAGGAUAAAAGGAAAACAAUGUAUGGGAUUUUUCAGUGUCAGAGCUUCACAACAUUAAGAUUUUUGAUAAAAUGUGCAGUGACCAAUCACGAUCAUACACACUUUUUUCAAAAUACUGACCAGGAAUGAAUCAGAGUGGUUCUUCCACAUUGACAAUUUAUUAUUAAAAAAACCCUUGAUUGUCUGUUUUACACAAAAACAACUUUCAUCCAUCAGGCAAAUUAACUUGCUCUAUUCAUUGCAUCCUUUUUGUGAAACAUUGCAUCCAAAGGUAUCAAAUAAGGUAUUCAUUCAUUAUUUCAUUAAUGAUGUUCUUGAUUGCCAAUAUUAAAGUGGGGUUAAUUGUAUUUUCAUUAUACAGCAAUGCCCUCAUUGUCAUUUGUAAUGAUAUUUUCUUAGAACUACAUGUACACUGUAUAUAGUUAUAAGGCUUUCAAAUUCCAGUUGUUUGUAUAUGUUAUUGUAUAUAUUGUAAAACAAAAUGUUCAUGCCUAAUCAAUGAAGUUUGUUAAUAAAUUCAAAAUCAUAAAAAACUGAAAUAAUAAUGAAAUAAAAACCUUUGGGAUUUGCUCAGUCGAUGCUUCAAUAUAUUAAUUAUUUUGCUGAAAUAUUCAUGAAUAUUUAACAAAAAAUUUGUUCAAAUAUGGAUAAUAUAUGAUGCCCCUUGUUAUAAAAGCCACUGAAAAUUAUACCCCUUCAUACUGCUCACUUCAUUUUUCACCGGCGAACUUCUCCGCCUCGCAUUCCUCACUUCCCCGGCGAAGAAAAAAUGCACCCUUUCGCACUGACAUUUCUUCCACGGCGAAAGUCAACGGGCGAUUGCAGAACAAACAAAAGAAAAUUGUAAACAUUACUUCUUACAUAUUUCAAAAGGUAUAAAAACAAUUAAUUACACAUAUUUUGGAAGUAUUACGAGAAAAACAAACAAUAUCACCUUGUUUUUAUAUUUUAGCGCAUUUUAUACAUGUAAAAAUUGCUUUUUAAUAAAUAUUGUUAGUAAAACAAAAUUAUGUUCUAGGGUAUCUACUUGGCCAUAGCAUUCAGCUGAGCUUGCAACUAUCGCGCGCGGAAUCUCGGUACAGAGGACUUCGGGAGAGAAAAAAUUGACCUCUGAUGUCAUUAAAGAGGAGAAGUUCUCCGGUUUGCUUUCAUACUGGCUGUUUCACCGGCGAAGUUCUCCUGUGUACCUUUCAUACUGGACACUUUCCCCUUUGCGGUGAAAAGCGCAAUAUGAAAGGGGUAUAAAAAGCACAAGUCUCUCUAUCUGUAUGAAAGUGCACUAAUACCAGCUAUGCAUCAAUUAAUUAUCAUGAUUUAUUGCUUUGAAAGUUGUUGUUUUGAAGGAAUGUGUUUUUAGCACCUGAAUUAUAUUUAAUAGUGAAAGUACUUUUAGAUAAAAUCUAUUAAAAAACCUUUAAAAUCCUUUUUACAAUGCCAUGUUCAACUCUUUACUCUGUUAUAAAUAUUUAUAAAUUACAGAUUCUUUAUCUACUAAUGAAACAUAUACAGAUACAUACAACUCAUUAAAAUGCCAGACUCUCGACAAAUUGUAUAGUUAUGAGUUAUGCUAGUCUAAUAGUAUAACUACAGAUAUAUGUACAUAGUUUCACCUAGACAGCUCAAAAUAUUUUUUCUGAAAUAAAUGUAUUGCUCCUGUAAACAGUCC